Molecule: messenger RNA, 1011 nt
Organism: Scedosporium apiospermum
Lineage: Eukaryota; Fungi; Ascomycota; Sordariomycetes; Microascales; Microascaceae
Exons: 2
Coding region: 1-1011 (336 amino acids)
Source: RefSeq, a predicted model, not a curated record
AUGGCUGAUGACGAACUCAACCGGCUGAGACAGCUUCUUGCUGCGCAGCAGCAGCGUAUUGAAACGCAACAGCAGCGAACAAAGCUGCCGAGACCCUUGAAGUCGCAGCGAAGGAGACGCAAGGAUGACGAGGACGGUGAUUUUAACGCGCCACGAGGGACAAGAACCGUGCCUGUUCCCCCAAAAGCCCACACCCCACGAUCAAAGUCGCGCGGGAGUGGCUCUGGUAACCAAGGCAGUGAGGACUCAUCGGGCUCCCGACGAGCACCAUACUGCUCGCAGGAAUGUCUCCUGGGUCUAUCUGACAGUGGCCCUCUCGACCCACAUUGUCCUAAUUUCGCAGCCCACCUUGACUACAGUAUGUCCUCAAAUGGCAAUGGCGAUUGUGAUGAUACGAACAGCCUGGUUAUCCGCCACGACCUGUCUGUAACACAACUCUGCGAUGUUCUACGGGAACAACUGGCGGAGGGCCGAGACCACGAUUGUGAGGCGUUGGACAAGUUUGGUAAGUUCGGUGCCAUCGGCAUCCUCUCCGGACUAACGCUACGCGGUUAUGGCUACUGCUUUGUUGCCAAGGGCGUGCAGCGAUGGCACGUCUCUCGACUAGAGCACGAACUAGGCGUCUACGAGCACGUACGCGCGCAGCAGGGCGUGCUUGUACCGGCGUGCUUGGGCAUGAUGGAACUAGUGCAUGAAUACUGGUCAUCCACGGGAACGCGCAUUUCGCAUAUGCUGCUGUUGUCGUUUUGCGGCGAGCCGGCCUUUCAUCCCCGCACCCGCGUGUCAGCCGACGUGGAGAUACAGGUGCGGAACGUUUGGUCACAGCUCGAACAGCUGGGCAUCAAUCAUGGAGAUGAGCGGGAGUCUAAUGCAGUUUGGAAGGCGGAACUUGGCCGGGUUAUGUGUAUUGAUUUUGACUGGGCGCGGGUCGACCAGAAGCAUGAAAUGGAGUCGGGCGGAAGCGCCGAUUUGAAGUCGCCGAAACGGCAGAGGAUUCUUGAGAGUCACUGA